AAGUUAAAACUUCCGGGUAUUUGUUGUGCUUCCGGUAAGGUCAAGAACCCUCCACAAGCAAAGAUGAACGCACCACCAGCAUUCGAAUCGUUUUUGUUGUACGAUGGAGAAAAGAAGAUUACGAUCGUGAAGGACACCAAGGUGCCGAACGCGUGUCUGUUCACCCUCAACAAAGAGGACCACACGCUGGGCAACAUCAUCCGACAACAGCUGUUGAAGGACCCGCAGGUUCUAUUUGCGGGUUACAAGGUUCCGCACCCUCUAGAACACAAGAUCGUGAUCCGGGUCCAGACCACUCCAGAUUACAGCCCCCAGGAGGCGUUCACCAACGCCAUCACUGACCUCAUCAGCGAGCUCUCCCUAUUGGAGGAGAGAUUUAAGGUGGCCAUUCGUGAGAAGCAGGAGGGGAUUGAGUAAAACAUUCACACACUCGCUCUCUCACACACACACACACACACACACACUCAAACCGACAUAGAUGAGGUUCUUGAGCCAACCCUCCCCUCCAGCGCAACUCCCGCCAUCCCUGUGUGUGUGUGUGUGUGUGUGUGUGUGGCUACAGGAACCAGGUUUCUAAAACCACCAUCAUGCACGGAAUGGAAAAUAAUGUAUUUUUCAACACCUGUAAAUAUGCUAUAUACCCAAGUUUGUUUUUUAUAUAAUAAAUAAAUAAAUGGACACUUGUU
Alosa alosa (allis shad) is the source of this 686-nucleotide messenger RNA. RefSeq names its product RNA polymerase II subunit J (gene polr2j). Gene Ontology annotation, cellular component: RNA polymerase II, core complex. The transcript is spliced from 4 exons. Gene Ontology annotation, molecular function: protein dimerization activity; DNA binding. The record is from RefSeq and is a predicted model, not a curated record. Gene Ontology annotation, biological process: transcription by RNA polymerase II. Lineage: Eukaryota; Metazoa; Chordata; Actinopteri; Clupeiformes; Clupeidae. Bases 64 to 417 code for a protein of 117 amino acids.